Messenger RNA from Mya arenaria, 3214 nucleotides. Its product is annotated as protein PIF-like. Gene Ontology annotation, cellular component: extracellular region. The transcript is spliced from 2 exons. Gene Ontology annotation, molecular function: chitin binding. NCBI's taxonomy places the organism in Eukaryota, Metazoa, Mollusca, Bivalvia, Myida, Myidae. The record is from RefSeq and is a predicted model, not a curated record.
UAAAUUGUCUUUACAUUAUGUUGUUGUUUUGAUUAGAUUUUAACGCCGAGGGCGUGUUAUGUUUAAGGAACAUUUACGCAAUGUUUCGGACUAUCUUCUAAAACUCCCCGUUUUUUUGUAUAUAUAAGCCCUUGUAUAUAUAAGCCCUUGAUAAAGUAUAUCUAUAAACAAUCGAAACAGACGAGUUAACAAAGUAGAGCCAUAAAGGACGACUCGAGAUAAGAAUUGGGCAGCAAAAAUGAUAAUAAACACGCUUUUGGUAAUAUGUUUGGCUGUAUCAACGACGAUUGGACAGGAUGAAUUUAACUAUCUCUGUGGCGAGCGACAAUUAGACAACGGUGCAGGGUUUAACAACCACCCGUACGAUUGUACAAAGUAUAUACAAUGUGAAAAAGACAUUCACCACAAUGUUAUUGCUAGGGUGAGACCGUGUAGUUUUGGAACAUUCUUUAGCAAGAGUAUACUUAACUGUGCUAGUGCCGAACAAACAGUUUGCGAAAAUGAUCUUUGUGCUACAGAUAUGAAUGGUAAACAAAGAAAAGCCGAGGGAAACUGCAGGGGAUAUUAUGUAUGUCUGAAUGGAAAGUCUGUUGCGAAGUGCUGCCCCUCAGGUCAAAAGUAUGAUUCAAUAAAAGGAUGCGUUGCUAAUGAAGACAAAGAGUGUACGGAUGUUUGUUAUAACAGCAAAUAUGUUACAGAAGCCCCUCUGCCAAGUAACGAAACAGAAUCUAACUCUGAUUCCGAUGUAAUAACCACGACAGAGGCUGCCCCUGCGGUUGAAUGUGAUAAGAGGCCAGUGUUCGGUCACCCAGAGAUGUUUCACUGGAUCCUGUAUGGUGGAGCAAUCGUUCAAACCAUGAACUGCUCAGCUGGGACCGUCUUCCUGCCUCAGACCUGUAACUGUGGUCAUAUGGAGGGAACAAGCAAUAUUAAGGCACCGGAAGUGCUUCUCACAUUUACCUAAGACCACAAAGACGUAUCUGUCCACCAUAAUCAUGUUGAAAAUUACGGUGUUGUAGUCGAAAACGGUGUUGCUAAGUUCAAUGGAAACAGCAGCCGUCUUAUUAUUCCGAGGUUUACCAACAUGGAUAUCGCUAAAACCUUCAUUAUCAAAAUGAAAUACAAAUCCAACCACCGUGUUAUCCCAGCUGGCAUGCAGCGAGCUUUGUUCUCAAAUUUCGACUGUAAGGUUGAACCAUCUUUAAUUUCAACGGAGGACCGUCUAUAUGUACACGCAGCGGUUGGUACGAACGAUAAUUUUCGGCAAGCAACAAAGCUAUACCAAGCGCCAUUGAACGCCCGGCUGGAGAAAGAGUUAGUGUACAAGUUCCACAAUGAAAAAUUGCGCGUAAGUCUUGGAAAAGCUACGACAGAAAUCCCAGCAAACGGUCAUCUUAGAAACAUCCAGUGCGCGCUCCAUAUCGGGUACGCUGACGGAAGCCUUAAUUUUGAGGGUGAAAUCAACGAACUUGCCAUCUACCUUUGUAACCCUGAUAUUUAAACCUAACACUAUCGUAAUUUAUUAUUGAAUUAAUUUAUUUAUUUUUUUUGUUUUUCAUUUUUAUCAAACGGAUUUAUUUUAAGCUUAAAAGAGUUCGACUUGUGGAAUAUAAAUACAUGUAUGUAAUUGGUUUUAUGCUGCAUUGAUAUAAAAAAGGAAAUAUGUUUUGUACCUUAAGGUAAGUACAUGUAGUAUACUACAAAGUUGUUUAAAAUGAAUGUCUCCAUUAAAGUUUCCUUCGUCACGGCAUAUUGUCUAUGCAUUACUGUUGGUAUAUAAAGAAACACAUACACACGGCCUUAAAAGUAGAAUAUAUAUUUAAUAUUUUAUUUUUAGAGCCAUAUGACUUUACUGCAUUGCGAAGCAAAGUGUAAGAAAUGACAAAUUAAUCAUGCUGAAACGAAUAAGAGGACUUUAAUCUAUAUCUUGACUUUACAAUAUAUCUGAUAGCUAAUUUCUCCACAUUCUUACAGCUAUACACUGAAAUAUGACUAGAAAAACAUUUUUUCUGCGUUUUUAAAGUAUCUCAGUGUAUAAUCACAGUAUAUUUAGCUACUGCAACCCUGUAAAAUGAUACUGCGAAUGCGUCUUUGCUAUCACCGACUUAAGGUUGACCAUUGAUUUAAAAGGAUAAGAAAAUACUUCUGCGCAUGCGUACAAUUUUAGUAACAAUGGAAGCUCUAAGUCGAUGUAGAAAUGUUUCAUGUUAUCAAUAUUGAGGUGUUUCACAUGUUUGUGGGUACAAUUCUGUUUACACUGAAGGCUAUACAUGUGUUGAAUGUUGCUGUAUAAGGUAUUGUAUUAGAUUUACAAAUUGAUUGUCAAUUGAAAUUGUUUGAUAAAUCUGUUGCAGAAAUUGUGUAACUUGGUUGUGAAGUUUGGGGAUUUGGAGAACAUAGCACAAUUGAAAACAAAACAAAACUGAUAUUAUGAAAAUAAGGCACACAUCAUGUUAUGCUGUAUGGCGACUUAGGUAGAUUUCGACUUAGUACUACUUUUUAGAAACUUAUUAUAGGAUUCAGGUAUGAGCUUACUCACAACAACUUCAAUUUAUCGUCGGUAUUGAAUAAACUACUUUAUAGUGAGUCAAUUAGAAAUUGUAGGCAUUAUCUGUGGUUAGUGAUGUUAAGCAUAUUUUUAUGAAAGUGGACUAAGUUUUAUUUGUCAAAACCAAAAGAUUUGUUUGUUAUAUCUUGUUGAAAAUUCGCUAAAGGAUCAAUAUAAGAUCUCCUGGAAUAGUACUGUAAAUGAAGUCUCCAAAAUGUUACCAUUAAAGGAUUUACAAAACAAAUAAUAAGAUUGGAUAUUUUUAUAAUUUAAUUCUGGAAAUGUUCAUCAGGCCGCUCAUAAAUUUAAGGCUUUGUAAUAGUUAUUCGCCCGCUGGUCGCUGGCAUGGUAUCUAAAGAAAAUGUACUUGAAUGACAUUGGCGAUGAAUUGCACUAUUUUUGAAAUGCACCCACUUUGCAAAUGAAAGAAGGAAAAAAUUACCAGCUUUUCAUAAAAAUAAUGUUACUAUUAUAUACUACCAAAUGAUAACGUGUGAGAAUGACUGUCAAAAGCUAAUCGAAACAAGCAAAUUCAUAGCUGUUGUAUUUAAAACACCAGGUUCAUUAGUUGCUGUUUUGGUAUUAUAAUUAUAUCCUAUUAUAAUAUGUAAUGUCUACCUCUUUUCGCAUGUACAAUGUGUUGAGUGUAAUAACAGAAUGGAAGAA